AUGCAACAAAAAUCAUUAAUAAGUGAAUAUUUUAAUGGAAAGUCAGUUUUUAUUACCGGUGUCACCGGAUUUAUCGGAAAGGUACUAUUGGAAAAGUUAUUACGAUCCUGUCCAGGCAUUGACAAAAUCUAUGUAUUAAUACGUACGAAAAAAGGACUGUCGGUUAGUGAACGGUUAGAUAGGGUUCUGGAGGCCAAGUUGUUUAGCUUUUGUCUGGAUGUCGAUACCAUACGUAAGAAAGUGGUGGCCAUUGAUGGCGAUCUAUCAGUUGAAGGAAUGGGACUUAAGGAGUCAGAUAGACAACUACUUGUCCAGAAAGUGGCCAUCAUUUUUCAUGUGGCCGGCGAUGUCAAGUUCAACGAGACAAUUAGGGAUGCCGUUACACAUAACCUGAUCGGUACAAAAUAUAUGACCCAACUGUGCCGCCAGUGUCUAGCCCUUGAAGCACUGGUACAUGUGUCGACUGCCUAUGCUUUUUGCCAGCACUCGGACUUAGAGGAACGUAUAUAUCCGAUGAAAGUGUCGCCCGAGGAGGUCAUCAAUGCCGUAGAAACUAUGAACGAUAAAGAACUUACCAGAUAUACCGAACCACUACUAGAGGGACGACCCAAUUGCUAUACAUUUGCCAAAGCACUGGCCGAACAUAUCGUUCAUCGUGACCGACCCGACGGUCUGCCAGUAGCCAUAGUCCGGCCAUCGGUAGUCCUGCCUACCUAUCAGGACCCGACCCCCGGUUGGAUCGACAACUUUAACGGUGCUACCGGUAUUGCACUGUUAGGUUCGCUGGGGAUUAUGCGUAUUGCCGACUACGAUGCCGACAAACAUAUCAGUUUUAUACCGGCCGAUAUGACUGCCAAUGCACUGGUAGCCGCUGCUUGGCAUCUGGUAGCUACCCGUCCCCGGGAUGUACAGAUCUAUCAUUUGGCAUCGGAACCGCAUAAUACACCGGCAGUAGUCGAAGUAGUCGAAUCGUUUGUAUUGGCCCAACAGGACAGUCCAUCCAUCAAAGUGGUCCGACCGCAUGCCGGUAUACCCCAGUCCAGACCCUCCCGGUUACGUGUUUGGCUAACAGUGAUGAUAUCGCACCUGAUGUUUGCCUAUCUGGUCGAUGCUAUUAUCUGGCUAUUGGGUCAUAAACCAAUUUUAGUUUCGGUAACCAAUCGUAUGCACAAUGGCUUUGAAAUGUUAUCCUAUUUCUGGAUGAAAGAGUGGACAUUUCGGUCGCAAAAUACCCGAUCGUUAAUAGACUGGUUAGCCCAGAGGUCACCCCAAGAUUUUAAUGACUACCAGUUUGAUGUAUCACUUGUCGACUGGGCAGCAAUGACCCGGGCCUCAUGGUUUGGUGGGCGCCGGUAUCUAUUGAAAGAGGACGACAGUAAUAUACCGAAAGCCAAGCGCCGGCUAACUAAGUAUUAA
Oppia nitens is the source of this 1416-nucleotide messenger RNA. Its product is annotated as fatty acyl-CoA reductase 1-like. Gene Ontology annotation, biological process: long-chain fatty-acyl-CoA metabolic process. The record is from RefSeq and is a predicted model, not a curated record. Gene Ontology annotation, cellular component: peroxisome. The coding region runs from base 1 to 1416 and encodes 471 amino acids. The transcript has 5 exons. Gene Ontology annotation, molecular function: alcohol-forming very long-chain fatty acyl-CoA reductase (NADP+) activity. Lineage: Eukaryota; Metazoa; Arthropoda; Arachnida; Sarcoptiformes; Oppiidae.